UUUACAUAAAUUUCUAUUUCCAAACAAAGCAGCCAAGUCAAUGUUUUUUUAACUAAUAAAUCAUUGAUAAAACAAAUGUAAUAAAUAUAUUGUUUAAAAAUAGGAGGCAACGUUGGCAGAAAUUCCUUAAUGUAAUGUUGUCAAAUAAAUUAAACAUGUAAGCUAGUUCAAGCUUUCCAGUUCAUUAGUUUGCUUUAUUAAGAGAACGAGAGGGCCACAAGAUGCCUGAAAUGGACCAAUACCCCCCUUGGGUGGGCCUUAUUUACAUCUUCAAUCUGAUCGUUGGAACUGGGGCCCUGACACUUCCGGCUGCUUUCGCGGACGCAGGUUGGCUUUUUAGCACCAUUGCCGUGAUGGUUCUAUGCUUUGUUAGCUUUAUCACCAUUACUUUCGUUAUUGAAAGUAUGGCUUGUGCCAACGCAACGAUUCAGUGGAGGAAGAUUCAAGAACACAAGGUGGAUGAAAGUGAGGCUCUAUUGAACACUGACUCAGAUGGUAGUACUGUGCUCGACAAUUCAAGGCCCUGCUUUAACUUGAACCAUAAAGUUGAACUUGGGGAGAUGGCUUCCCUGUAUCUAAGUAAGAGUGGUCACAUGUUGUUUUUUAUAACCCUUUGUAUUUAUCUUUUUGGGGAUUUAACUAUAUAUGUGGCUGCCUCAGGUAAGACUUUGGUAAAUUUAAGUUGUACCGGGACCAACAGUUCUGAAAACUUCACAGAGCCUUGCUGGGAAGACUCUGAAGUAACAAGAAUGGACAUGUAUAGGAUUUACGUGGUCUUAUUCGGUCUGCUGGUCGGGCCUUUUACGUAUUUUAAUGUGCAAAAAACGAAAUAUUUGCAGUUUUUCACUAUCAGUAUCAGAUGGAUAGCUUUUACCAUUAUGGUGACCCUUGCUUGUGUCAGAUUAAUAAAUAAUGGCCAGCAGGGACACCCCAGUUUAAUAAACGUGGCGGAGAUUCCCGCCUUGGCGGGCUCCAGUGUUUACAGUUUCAUGUGCCACCACUCUCUGCCCGGCCUCUUAGCCCCCAUAUCAAAUAAAAACCGAAUUAUACAAAAAGUCAGUGUGGAUCUGGUGCUGAUUUGUGGCUUUUACUUGCUACUCUCCCUUACCGGUUCUUUCGCUUUUAAAUCCAUCGACGUGUUGUAUUCGUUAAAUUUCAUGCCGGCACACGACUCCGGGACUUUUAUGAAAACGAUUGGAACGUUUUUGGCCGCCUUCCCAUUAUUUCCCAUGACCGCCAGUUUCCCAAUAAUCGCCAUCACGAUGCAAGGCAACUUGAAACAUUUAUGUUUCGAGCCGCACACCCUCGAAAGGCGGGGAUUUUUGGUGCGGCGACUGUUGUUUCCCAGUUUGGCGAUUUUUCCGCCCCUCAUUACCGCCCUGUCCACGCACAACUUGAAGGGUUUAAUCGAGAUUACCGGGUCUUAUGUGGGGGUGGCGGUGCAGUACAUAAUUCCCGCCCUACUGGUGUGGAACGCGCGCAAGUAUUGUUCGAAGUAUUUAAAGUGUAAUGUGCACAGAUAUUCUAGUCCCUUUAGGCAUUUUGGGUGGUUUCUUUUUGUACUUUUAUGGUCUUUUUUGUGUAUAGUGUUUGUCACUGUUGAUUUGAUUUUAGAUCAUUAAAAUGAUGUUAGGUUAGAGAUUAAGUAUACAGGGAGUUUCAUAUAUGCAGUACUGCUGUAGAUUCUUUGUUUUAGAGACUAAAGCAAGAAAUUUUUAUAGUGGCAUCUCAUAUAUGUUUAAUACUUCAAGAGCCCCCUCUAUACUUUAUUUUAGGGUAGUGUGUACAGCUGUAAAACAUUUAUAUGGUGAUUUUCAGAUUAAUUUAUAGAGGAAAAAAUGUAAUUAUGGGCUACCAUUAUUGGUUUUUUCUUAUUACCAAUUUAUUCAUAAUACUUUGGUUACUCGUUUCGUCUGCAAAAGGGAAUACAACUAACCUAAUAAUAAUAAUAUUAAUAUUCUUUAACGAAAAGAUUCUAAUCACAAAGCAACGUCAACUUUAUUCUGGUGAUAGUUUAACCCCUUCAGACCCAAUUUUUUUUUCACUAACAAAAAUUUUUUUUUUUUGGUUGUUAGAAGGGUACAAAAAGGUAAAAACUCAUAAAAAACUCAAAUUUUAAUUUUUUGUUUUUAAAAAUAUUUAGUGUACAUUAGAUACAUGUGGUCCAAAACACCAAGUAAAAACUUAAAAAAUUACUUAUAUGUAUACAAAUAAAAUUGUUUACCUAUAUUCUAGGAUUUAUAGGAAAUUUUGUAAAACAAUUCUUCCUUUCAUAAGGCAUAAAUGCACUAUACAUUUUUGACAAAACGCAUGUGUUCUUCCUUUGCAACCAACUAAUUUGCAUUUAGUUGCUUCUUUAGAUUCAUCAGUGGAAGAUGAUCAAUAUUGUCAAAUUGAAUUUCUGUUAAAGGUCGUUUUUCAACUUCUUUCUGCUCGUGCAUGUGGUACAGGCGAUGAAGAUGACGAAGACGGUCUCCCUCUUUUACUGACAUUAAUUGGUUUGGAAUAAUAAAUCAAGCUUUCAGAAAUGCUAAUCAUCUAAUCAUUGAUCUAAAAUGAUUGAUUCGUCAUGCAAUUGAUUGGUCUCUCGUGAGUGGCCUUAGCUUGCACAAUUUAUCUGGCAUGUCCAAAGCUUCAUUAUCUGCAAAAUGAAUAAAUCGACUAACUUGUAAAAAACGAUCCCUUCUCAUUGCUUCGUGUAUACCAUUUUAUUUCGAAUAUCUCCUAAUAACUGCGCUUUGACGUACAUUAUAUGCGCUUACAAGUAAUAUUGCAAGAAAAAUUCAUAGUUCGUCUACAGCAAUUUGAGGAUCUGGACAACUUAUGUACAGCGCAUAGUUAGAUGUUUUCUUUACGGUUUAAUCUAGUAAUUCCUCUGAAAAGUUCAAAAAUUUGAGUGUUAAAUAUAUGGGUGGAUUUCUUUUAUUUAAAUAAAUAAAUAAAUAACGCUUUUAUUUAAGUAUUUCUUUGUACAUACAAUGCAAAAACAUAUGAAAAUGUGCACUCACAUCAUAUGCACAAAAAUUAGCGCAACUGGCAAAGUUUAGCCUCCUGGCCAUUCUUCCACUCAACCAAUUCGCCGGAUAUUAAGUUCACCAUCUUUAAAUAUGAACAGAGAAAGGCCAAUAGAAUGCUUUUAAGAGAUACCACUGAGGAUAAAACAGUUUUUUACCAAACAAAACAAUAUAACAUGCAGUACAUAUAUACAUAUAAUAUAUCUGUCACUAAAAAUCUACUGCACAUCUAAUAAAUACCUCUUGUACUUAGACCUUAAAUGAAGCUCUCAGAGCAACAAGGUACCUUGGUACCAAGGUAAUUUUGUGGGCUUUUGAUGUUUCUUUUUUAAUUUUGUGUUCCAAGUGCGGCCCAAAAAUUCUCUAUUGGGUUCAAAUCAGGUGAUCGGUAUGGCCAAUUCAAUACUUUAAAUUUUUUCAGAUGGCAACAAGUUCCUCUCCAUACCUAAAUUUUUCUGUUUUUAUAUAAAUUGCUUAUUGGACACAGAUUGUUGAGAUUUUUCAAGAUUUUGCUUACUUACCAUUAUUUUAGAUUCAGAUAGUCAUUCAAGCUCACUAUCAGUUAUAUAGUAAUCUCAGUAUGCUAUACUCAUUUGAACUAAAAUGACUUUCAGACAAAUUGUCUGACCACUUUUAUUGGCAUUGUUAAAUAAUUUUUAUCUCGUAAAGAGCGAUUAUGCACAGCCUCCCUAUAAAUUAGUUUUUUAAACAAAUAUACUGAUUGUUGACACGUAUUUAGUAUUCUAGAAAAUAGAGUCAAAUUAAAAUUAUACCAGUUAUCACACUUAAGCCAACCCAUCUCUUUUAUAUUUUCCAAGACAUGAUUGAAUUUUCUUCAUUUAUAAACAAAUCUACAGUAUGUAUUCUGAACGUAUUGUAUCCGUUUUUUAUUUACAACAUGUAAGAAUGGAUAAUAUAUUAUGAAAAAAUACAAAUUAAUAGACAUAAUUUAAUUUGAUGCUUUUUCUUCUACCUCUUGAAAAUUCUCUGAUUCUGUCACGAUAAAUCAUUUUCAAAGUCUCUUUCUUUCAUCUUAGAACAUUGAAAGGAUAGAAUUAGUAUUGUCUGUAGAACUACGGGCAGUUUGUUUGCUGGCAAUUCAAUUGUCCUUUAAUAAAAUAUUCCUUUUUUUGGGGUCACAAUGUUAUAGACCAGAAUCUGCACUGCAAAAAUCUGAAUUUGUAAAGAGAAUUAUUGAAGAAUGCGCUAAAACGUAGCCUCCUAUUCAAGAAAUCAAAGCUUUCCAUGCUAUUUUUAUUAAUUAAAUGCGUUUAUUUAUGUGAUUUGGUUUUUUUCUUCUUACGGGCUUAUUUAUCAACCGAUUUAAAAAAUAAUCAUAUCAAAUUGUACAGAAAAAAAAUCUGUAUGUCAAAAGUGGCCAAGAACGUGGUAUUUAAAAAAAUAAAAUAAAUGCCAAAAUUACUGGCUUGGACAUUUUAAGUAACGGUGUUAAAGAUUUAAAUAUUUUAUAAUUUAAAUGAAAACGAUUUUUCCAUGAUUACUCGAUUAACAAUUAACUUUCAACGCAUAAAGUGAGUGUCAAACCGAAGUGAGUGUGUUAAACCGAAAGUGAUGAAAAACAACUGAAUAUGUCAAAAGAUGCUCUUAUAACAAUUCCAUCAAUAUACCAAAUUAUUUAUACAUAAAAAAAUGUAUUUUAUUUUAAGAACACACUUGGAUAUAUUGCAAUGCAACGACCCUUGUCACGCCUGUCAAAGGAUAUAACUGGAAAAUAGUACGCGACUACGCAUGUUAAAAUGUACAUAGUUGCUAUGUUAACCCUCUAAUGCAUACAUUUAUUUCUGCAUUAAAGAAAUUAUUUUUGUAUAAUUUUGUUAUUUAAAACAUAAAUCUAAUAAUAUAAACUUACUUAGACGUCUCUUUCAUCCCCUUGCUGUCCGAUAAAAACAGGACGCCUUGAGGCGGACCGGUUUAUUACCGCUAUAUUGUGUUAUGAAAUAAUAUAGAAAAAUGCUUUUAUUUUUUAUUAUGAAAAUCAAAGAAACAGGAUUUGGUUGGAGAGUUACAUAAACUUAAAUUACAUUUUAGACAAAAUGCUUGAGUUGCUGACGUACAUUUUGGAAAUUUACACUGUUUUUUACCUGAUCGAUCACGGAAUAUGCACCAAUGUCCUACUUGAUCGAAUCGAACGUCUUCUGUUGGUAGGUAUGCUCGCUUUUUUAGCACAGGUGAUGAUCUGGGGGACGAAGAGGAUGGUCGACCAACGCUUCUUUUACGUCCGAUUUAUCCAUAAUUGCAAAUCGAUUCAGCCACAAUCGACCUAAAAACUGGUAACUCGAUUUUUUCUUUUUCAGAGUGAAUGCGGUGGUACAAUAGUACGAAUUUACGAUCGCGACGUCUAUAAGAUGAUACAAGAUGCGGUUGGACCAUUUGCGAGUUUUCAUCCGAAUGUGAUAUUCUAUCUCCCUAUUAGUCCAUCCAUUAAAUCCACACCUCCCAUGUAUCUAUUGUAUUCUUUGAUAAUUUCUGGACAAUCAAUUUCGUAGUAUCUUUUCUCUUUUCUAUCCCAGCGAGCUGACUUUAUAACUUCAUUUGCGUACGUAGAGGCAAAAUUUUUUGUCCCAGCGUAAGAAGAUAUAAGUCGAACAGUCUUGGUGUCAUGCCACAAAACAGAGGUUAUAUCAAUACCAAAUGCAUUUCCUAUAUAUUCUUCCGAAUAACCUCUUUCCACUUUUUUUUUGCUAUUUCAGCAUCACUUGAUAACUUACAAUUGGGUACACGAUUUGGGCGCACAGUGCCUAAUGAGUAAAUACCUCUACUUCGGAGAUAAACAACUAGGCCUAGAGACGUGUAAGGUUUAUCAAAAUAAACGAUGUGGUUUACAAAAUUUGGAAUAUGGAUGCCCCAGAUUUGGAGAGUUUGAAGGAAUUAUAUUAUCUCCUGCACCAGUAUAUAUUUCAAAAGCAUACGAAAAGCCUAAAGAAUCACAAAAGGGAAAACAUUUUAAACCCCACUUAUGCGGUUUAUUAGGUAGAUAUUGCCUAAGAGGGCUUCCAGUCAUUUUUGUUGCGCACAUUUGUUCAUCCACGCAAAGUCUUGGAAGCAUUGGUACGGAUACAUUGUUAAAAUGUGUUAUGAGGGGCCGAACCUUAUACAAACUGUCUUAUUCUGGUCUACCUUUGCCAGGCAUCGUUAAGUUAUCGUUGAAAUGAAGAUACCGUCGAAUCUCCUCAAAUCGCAACACCGGCAUCGUCUGACGAAUCCCUUCAAAAGAAUGUCUUCCCCAAUAUGAUCUUACAUUUGGAUAACGAUAAACCGACAUAUAUAUAAGUAUUCCAAUAUAUUGUCGUAGUUCAGUUGCAUCUGUAGUGAACUUCGUGAAAAUAUUUUUUUAGCGUGCAUAUAAAUUAGUCUGUUCGGUCAGAUGCAGAAAAAAAUUGUCAUUCAAAAAGUACCGAACGCAAUCAAAGGGAGUGUUUAGAUGCUUCAAAGCAGCUGGAAGUUGUUUUUCUCCCCGAAAUACGACUUCAUUUAUGUGUAAUUGAAGAUUUUUUUUCCUCCAAAUAAUAGAUUUGAAUUCCGGCGAAUUGUUAGUUAUGCCAGUAAUAUCCCCCGAAAACGUUCCUGUGGUAGGAACUUCUGGCCCAUCUUCUUCUUCAGCAGGUUCAGGCGGUCGGACACGAUUGGAACGCUUAUAAGUUGAUUUACGCUUUGAACUAGUAGCACUAGCAAGACGUUUAUCUUCUUCAGUGGGUGGUUUAGGUAUAUUGAAACUAGUACUUGGUUUCGUGCUUGGUUCACUUAUUGACGAAUUAUCAGAUGAUUGGGCUGGUUGCUCUGGCUCUAUUUCUUAAAAGUUGUCUACAACUUCAAAAGAUGUUUCAUUAUGAUCGAGUUUUAACUCAUCUUCGGCAGUAACCAACUAGCUAGCGUCACUGUCUAUAUCACCCUCGCUAUCAGUGUCGUCAGGAAGACCCUCAAUUAUGUCAAACGCCUCAUCUGAUGAUAUUUUGGAAGUAUCAAAAUACUUGCGAGAUCCAGCCAUAACUGAAAAUAUCGCAAAAUCUAUUAUAUGUAAUAACGUUUAUUUACCAAUUUGUAGGAAAAUUUAUAUUAGGCAUUGCAUAUGUCCGCCUGUAGGCGGGUACGCUUGUAGAGGGGCUCUUGGCGGUCCUAUUUAAUUUUAGCAACAACUAACAUAAAUUUCUUAAAACAAUAAGGUACAAAUAACUUACUGAUAAUUCUCUUAACACCAAAAUCCAUUUGAAAACAAUUUAAAACUUUCCACCAAAAUAACAAUCACGUACGGACUCGCUUUUUGACCCGAUUUCAAAUGAAAAUUAUUUGAACCAGGUGUUGUUUACGUCGAUGCAAAAAGUAGGCAACCAAAUAUACAUUAGAAUAUUGAGUAGAAUUUGCCGGAAGGCAAGCAUAUGCAGUAGCGUUAAUAAAAGACAUAUUUUGGUUUUAAAUGGAAUUUGAACGUCCGCCUUAAGGCGGGCAGGUGCAUUAGAGGGUUAACUGACAGAUUAUGUAUGUGGUAUCGGAAAUACCGCCCUAACCCAUAUUGCAAGCCUAGCCCAUAAUUAUAUCUUCUCCUCUAUAUAAUGUGCUUCCUUAAAAGUCAAUUAUUUAAAAGGUGUUCUGUUAUCUUAUAUGACAUGUAUAUACUAUGUAUGUUCUCUAUGUUUAUAAGAUAUUUGAGAUGGAAUGUAUUAGGAAAAAUUAGGAUAUUAAAAUAGAUACCCUGGGGAUGUAAAUUUAGUUUAAGGUAAUCUUGAAGCACAAUUUCCUAGUAUUUUCAGUUUUAUAAAUGUGUUCGCAACAACAGUGUCCUUGCCAACAGUAUAAAUUCAAUUCUUUCCUUAUCUGAAGAACUGUGAUAGUUUUACUUGAGUUUCUUAUUUAAUUACCAUAUCUUCUUGAUAGAAAACCUAAAUUUAAUUUUAUACAAUAUAUAGAAUAGUCCCGAUAUAUUUUUAAACAACAAAACCUUAUCAGUGUUAAAUAAAAAAGUAUUUUGAACAAAA
Molecule: messenger RNA, 8005 nt
Organism: Anthonomus grandis grandis
Lineage: Eukaryota; Metazoa; Arthropoda; Insecta; Coleoptera; Curculionidae
Product: transmembrane protein 104 homolog
Exons: 3
Coding region: 222-1622 (466 amino acids)
Source: RefSeq, a predicted model, not a curated record